Molecule: messenger RNA, 1778 nt
Organism: Mirounga angustirostris (Northern elephant seal)
Lineage: Eukaryota; Metazoa; Chordata; Mammalia; Carnivora; Phocidae
Gene: CAPG
Product: capping actin protein, gelsolin like
Exons: 11
Coding region: 622-1671 (349 amino acids)
Biological process (GO): actin polymerization or depolymerization; actin filament severing; central nervous system development
Cellular component (GO): actin cytoskeleton; cytoplasm
Molecular function (GO): actin filament binding; phosphatidylinositol-4,5-bisphosphate binding
Source: RefSeq, a predicted model, not a curated record
AUGCUGUCCACAGGAAACAGUCUGAGGACAUGUGACUUCUAGGACAUUUUUAGAAUCCCAUAUGGACUUUUGCUCGUUCAGAACACAGAGGUCCCCAGCAGAGAGAGAACGUGACACAGAGUGCUCUCAAGGGGCCCCUCCGAGUGAUGGAGAGGGCACCCCCCAAGGAGAUGUCCAAUCUCUGAGUUUCGGUUUCCUCUUGUGUAAAUGGGGAUGUCAGUAGGCAGUCCUCUUGGCGGGGGAGCUUCUGAGGUCAAAUGAGGGGACGGCACAAGAAACAUACCGUAGCCGCACCAUAAAAUAUCAGCUCUCCCUGAGACAGCGGUGUCGUGCCUCACGAGGUGGUUGCCAGCUGACAGUGGCGAGGUCUAGCUGGGAUCCCUGGUGUGGCGAAGCGGGAAGUACUGUGAGGAGGAGGGCGUGGUUCCCCAGGACCUGGAGGAGGAAGGUGUAACCUGAAUCCCCACUUGGGAGCCAGAAACCAGCUGAGAAGAGGCCUCUGGAGAGAGACUGUCCUGGUCCUGGAGGGUGGAUGAAGUGCGGCCUCCGCACAGCUCAUCCCACUCAGCAGACUGGACUGAGUUCCUGACUUGUGCUGAAGGGCCUGGAACUGGAAACAGCAUGUACACACGCCUCCCCCAGAGUGGCUCCCCGUUCCCAGCCUCGGUGCAGGAUCCCGGCCUGCAUGUUUGGCGGGUGGAGAAACUGAAGCCAGUGCCCGUAGCACGUGAGAACCAGGGCGUCUUCUUCUCGGGGGACUCCUACCUCGUGCUGCACAAUGGUCCGGAGGAGCUCUCCCACCUGCACCUGUGGAUAGGCCAGCAGUCCUCCCGGGAUGAGCAGGGGGCCUGCGCUGUGCUGGCCGUGCAUCUCAACACCCUGCUUGGGGAGCGGCCCGUGCAACACCGAGAGGUGCAGGGCAAUGAGUCCGACCUCUUCAUGAGCUACUUCCCACGUGGCCUCAAGUACCAGGAAGGCGGAGUGGAGUCCGCAUUUCACAAGACCUCCCCAGGGGCCGCUCCAGCUGCCAUCAAGAAACUGUACCAGGUGAAGGGGAAGAAGAACAUCCGGGCCACUGAGCGGGCACUGAGCUGGGACAGCUUCAACACCGGGGACUGCUUCAUCCUGGACCUGGGCCAGAACAUCUUCGCCUGGUGUGGUGGAAAGUCCAACAUCCUGGAGCGCAACAAGGCCCGGGACCUGGCCCUGGCCAUCCGGGACAGUGAGCGGCAGGGCAAGGCCCAGGUGGAGAUUGUCACGGAUGGGGAAGAGCCCGCCGAGAUGAUCCAGGUCCUGGGCCCCAAGCCAGCUCUGAAGGAGGGCAACACUGAGGAAGAUCUCACAGCUGACCGGACAAACGCCCAGGCCGCGGCUCUGUAUAAGGUCUCUGAUGCCACCGGACAGAUGAACCUGACCAGGGUGGCCGACUCCAGUCCCUUUGCCCUUGAGCUGCUGCUGUCGGAUGACUGCUUCGUGCUGGACAACGGGCUCUGUGGCAAGAUCUACAUCUGGAAGGGGCGAAAAGCUAACGAGAAGGAGCGGCAGGCGGCUCUCCAAGUGGCCGAGGACUUCAUCUCCCGCAUGCGAUAUGCCCCCAACACUCAGGUGGAGAUUCUGCCCCAGGGCCGGGAGAGCCCCAUCUUCAAGCAAUUCUUCAAGGACUGGAAAUGAGGGGGGGCGCCCCCCGCCUCCUGCCCGCUUUCUUCUCCUCCGGCUGCCUGGCCCCUGCGGAGGUGGCCCCGAGGCUGUUCAAUAAAGGAGACAAGUGCUUUCCCCGC